UUUUCAAACAUGAAGGUUAUCGCGAUUUUGCUACUGGUUGCGGUUGCCCAAAAUGCUAAUGGCAUAAGGAUUAAAAACAAGGAAGCUGUUAGAUUUCGCAUUGAAAAUCGCGUUAUUGGUGGUCAGACUGCAGAGGUUGGUUUCGCACCUUAUCAAAUUUCGCUUCAAGAUCCAUUCUAUGGUCAUUUUUGCGGUGGAGCAAUUAUCCACAAGGAUUGGGUAUUGACAGCCUCACAUUGUGUUGUUGGCUCAGAACCGGAAGAUAUGGUUGUUGUUACUGGCACUAAUGAAUGGAAGAAACCUGGUGCUACUUAUCAAGUGACCGAAAUACACACUCAUUGCAAUUAUGAUGUACCUUCAAUGGCAAAUGAUAUUGCUAUACUACGGCUGAAUAGUUCCAUUGAGUUUGAUAGCGUAACACAGCCUGUUCCAUUGCAAACAAAACCAAUGCAAGAAGGUGAUGAGGUAAUAUUAACUGGAUGGGGUUCAACUGUAUUAUGGGGCGGUUCACCAGAUAAAUUACAAAAGGUUUAUCUCAAAUAUGUGCCAUAUGAUAAGUGUUUGGAACAAUUGUUUUAUGAUCCUGAUUUGGAUUACGGUCAUAUGUGUACAUUUACACGUGAAGGUGAAGGUGCCUGCCAUGGUGACUCAGGUGGACCAUUAGUAUCUGGUGGUUAUCUCGUUGGUCUCGUUAACUGGGGCUAUCCUUGUGCAGUCGGUGUACCAGAUGUACAUGCAAGUCCAUUGUUUUACUAUGAUUGGAUACGUAAUAAAAUCAGUGGAAAUUCCCAAUGUGGUUAACUAAAAGAAAAAUUAAAUGUAAAUGUAAUAAACUUGUAAAUAGAUUUUGUUUGAGUGCAUAAGAUUUUGUAUUUACUUUUGUUAAUAAA
This is a messenger RNA of Teleopsis dalmanni, 890 nucleotides long. Its product is annotated as chymotrypsin-2-like. Lineage: Eukaryota; Metazoa; Arthropoda; Insecta; Diptera; Diopsidae. Gene Ontology annotation, molecular function: serine-type endopeptidase activity. Bases 10 to 801 code for a protein of 263 amino acids. The transcript has a single exon. Gene Ontology annotation, biological process: proteolysis. The record is from RefSeq and is a predicted model, not a curated record.